Aethina tumida (small hive beetle) is the source of this 2525-nucleotide messenger RNA. Its product is annotated as kinesin-like protein KIF18A. The coding region runs from base 143 to 2314 and encodes 723 amino acids. Gene Ontology annotation, biological process: microtubule-based movement. The record is from RefSeq and is a predicted model, not a curated record. The transcript has 8 exons. NCBI's taxonomy places the organism in Eukaryota, Metazoa, Arthropoda, Insecta, Coleoptera, Nitidulidae. Gene Ontology annotation, molecular function: ATP binding; microtubule motor activity; microtubule binding.
UGUAUAAAUAGUGGUUUAUGCAUUUGUUUUUUCAUGUGUCAACGGGCGUCAACACAUUGUCAUAGUUUCAAACAUAAAAUAAAAAAGAAAAAAAUAUAGGUUUAAUAUUUAUACUAGUUUAUACAUUUUUUUUUACAUUAAAAUGGUGAAGAACAAACGAGAAAUCACUCCUAAAAAAAGGGGUGCUUUAACAAUAACCAAACCUUUAGCCAAACCGACAAAUUCUGUAAAUCGUGGAGUACCCGCGGCCAAUAUUAAAGUCGUAGUUAGAGUUAGACCCCUCAAUGAGAAGGAACAAGGCGACAACAGUCGGAAUGUUAUCCGAAUAAUCGACAAUCAAAUGUUAAUUUUCGACCCCAAGGAAGAGUCACAGCCCUUUUUUUAUCAGGGAGUGCAACAGAAAGGCCGAGACCUGCUGAAAAAGUCCAACAAACAUCUGCAGUUUAUGUUCGACAAAGUGUUUGAACCAGGCCUGGCUAAUAAUGAAGUAUUCCUGAACAGUACACAUACACUCAUCGAUUCUCUAAUGGAUGGAUACAACUGUUCAGUAUUUGCUUAUGGAGCUACAGGUGCCGGUAAAACGUUCACGAUGAUAGGCAACAGCGAAAUGCCGGGCAUCACCUGCCUCACCAUGGCGGAGCUGUUCAAGCGCAAGGAGGAGCUGAGCGCCGAACGCGAGUUCGAACUGGCCAUAACCUACUUGGAAGUUUACAACGAGAACGUGCGGGACCUGCUCAAUCCCGGACCGGCGCUCCAUCUGCGGGAGGACGCCCGCUACGGCGUCACCGUGGCCGGUAUAAAGUUACACCGCAUCGAGAACUCGGAGGAGCUGUUCACGUUGUUAGAGACCGGCAACAAGAACAGGACGCAGCAUCCCACGGAUGCGAACGCGGAGAGCUCCCGGUCGCAUGCCGUCUUCCAAGUUUACAUACACAUGACCACUCGUUGCACGCGGGAGAUGCGUACAGCCAAAUUGAGCAUGAUUGAUUUGGCGGGCAGCGAACGUGCGUCGGCCACCGGUUGCACGGGCGCCCGUUUCGCCGAGGGGGCGAACAUAAACAAAUCGUUGCUGGCACUGGGCAAUUGCAUCAACAGUUUGGCCGACGGCCACCGUCACAUCCCGUACAGAGAUUCGAAGCUCACCAGACUGUUGAAAGACAGCCUGGGCGGCAACUGUCAGACGGUGAUGAUCGCCAACGUAUCGCCUUCCUCGCUUACCUACGAGGACACGUACAACACUCUCAAGUACGCGACACGUGCCAAGAAGAUCAAGUCGACGAUUAAGAGGAACGUGGUCAACGUCGAGAUGCACGUGGGGCAGUAUGUCAAAAUCGUCGAGGAACAAAAGGCCGAAAUUAUGAUGUUAAAGAAGCAGCUGGCGGAGAAAUCAGCAGUUGCAGUGGGUCCUACAGAACAAGACAUCCCUCUUCUGUCACAAUUAAUCGAACUUUUUAGACAGAAGAGGAGUAUUGUUGAUAGGACUCAUCAUAUAGAGAGUCUUAACCAGGGAAUGAGCCUUAGGAAGCAAAUGAAGGAAGACGCCGAUGCCCGAGUGAGCGAUCAUUGCACGGACACUCCCGAAAAGGUGGAAGCCCACCGAAAACUAGGCAACAUAUUGACACGCUUCCAAAACAAAAGCGACGCCUUGAAGGAGGAACUGAUACAUUUGCAGAGAGAAAAACUCGCCCUGGAUUGCAAAAUCAACGAUAUGCUGACACAAAACCCAAAUCUCAAACAGGCCGCCGAAAUUGAGAACAUUAAAAUAUCAGAGAGGGAAUCUAAUUAUAAGUACGAACUGUCUGAGAAAAAGUUGGAAAUAAUGGAAGACAAAAUGAAGUCGCAACAGGAACUCUUUGACAAACUGUCUAGUUUCAUUAAACCAGUAUACUUAAGCAUGAAAGGGCACGGAUUGGCAACGGAAGAAAUGACGCGUGACUAUCAAAUGUUAUCGAAGUGCAUGGAAGGGGUGAAAAGUAUUAAAUGGGGCGAAACCGUGUUUGAUUCGGGAGUCAGUUCAUCAAGCACAUCCACUCUGUCUGUUUUAGAAGUAGAUUCUAGUAGCUCGACGAGACUUGACAAUGACAAAGAGGAAGAUUUGCUUAAUGACACAUUUACUUUAAACUCAAAAUCAAGCAAAACAUGCGCAGAAAAAGUCAUGGCAAAAGUUUAUGAAUCACCAGCAGCGAAACGUUUGGCAAGAAAGUUAGUGUUAAAAGAAAAUAAAGUACCUCGACGACCAUUAUCUAGAGUUAGGACAGAUUCAACGAAAGUUAUCAAACCACGAAGCGCCUCGAAUCGACCUCCAUUCAGAUAAAGAAUGUUUGUAAACCCUAUAAAUACUAUAGUUUUUCAUAUAUAAUUUGCAAUAUUUAUACUUUAUUUAUUUUUAUUGUAAUGACUAAUACUUAUAUGUAUAUAUCUAUUUUAAGUAAGAAUAAAAUUAUUUAUAUUGUUAAUAGCUGGGAUGUUAACCAGGUUAAUCUAAAAAUCUUAUACUAAUAAAAGUGCUUUAUAUUGACUGAUAA